This is a messenger RNA of Tupaia belangeri chinensis (Chinese tree shrew), 1570 nucleotides long. RefSeq names its product CMRF35-like molecule 4. Gene Ontology annotation, cellular component: plasma membrane. Gene Ontology annotation, molecular function: transmembrane signaling receptor activity. The record is from RefSeq and is a predicted model, not a curated record. Lineage: Eukaryota; Metazoa; Chordata; Mammalia; Scandentia; Tupaiidae. The transcript has 4 exons. Bases 134 to 721 code for a protein of 195 amino acids.
GAAGUAGCUGCUGACUUAAAAGGAAGUGGAUGAAAGACUCGAAAAAUCAGGCAGAUUUGGGUGUUCACUUCUAAGUUUGGCUCCAAGUCCUUGAAGGGCAGUGGUCACUUGUCAUUGACGAGGAGAGGGGACCAUGUGGCUGCCCCCAGCUCUGCUCCUUCUCGUCCUCCCAGGCAGCUCCACCGCCUAUCCAAUCAUCGGUCCAGCCAGAGUGAGCGGCAUGGAGAGGGACUCACUGAGUGUGCGGUGUCGCUAUGACAGCGGGUGGGAGACCUACAGAAAGUGGUGGUGCCAAGGAGCUGAUUGGAACAGCUGCAAGAUCCUCGUCAUAACCACUGGAUCUGAGCAGGAGGUGAAGAAGGACCGUGUGUCCAUCAGGGAUGAUCAGGAAAACCGCAUCAUCACGGUGACCAUGGAGAAGCUCAGGAGAGGUGAUGCUGAUACUUACUGGUGCGGGAUUGAGAGAAUUGGAGCUGAUCACAGGUUCCCAGUUGAGGUGACCAUUGACCCAGUAAGGACAACCACUCUGGAGUUCACACUCGCAACUACUGAGAAGACCGUCAGCAGCCCACCAGGGACUCACACCAGCAGGUCCCUGCUCAGCAGCAUCCACUUCCUGCUCCUGGUCUUCCUGAAACUGCCCCUACUACUGGGCAUGCUCAGUGCUGUGCUCUGGGUGAACUGGCCUCUGAGGGCUCCUCGUGUGGAGACAGAGGCAUGAGAAUCCCCAACUCCCCAUGCCCAGUGAGACCCUGUGGGGCACGCAUGCUCAUACACCUGCCAAGAGAUUGUGAUAGGCAGUUAGCUAGAAAUGGGUGGGCAGCCCUAAGAAAAUAGCAGAAGGACACCUGUGACAUCAGUCACAGCUCGUCAGAAGUUGCAGCCAGCCCCUCUGCAGAGACUCCUUCAUCUUUCCCAACUCCCAGAUCCGGGAAGGGGAGACAGAUCUCAUUUUGCUCUUUAGUACAUGAAAGACACAUAGAGACAUUUGUUAAUUUCCCUCAUAUUACUCCUCAUAAAUACAAAAGGACCCAACAAGAUGUUUUAUGCCCAAUUAAUUUAUGACCCACUAGGGGUUCAUCCAUGCUCAUAUCAAGGUCCACACUGGGCACACACAAUUAGGCAAUCAAAUUCCUCAAAUUCUUCCUCUACAAGAGACAUGCACAAAUGCAGGAGGAAGCCCAGGAAUUCAAAGAAUAUAGAUACCAUGACAGAACUCCCACUGCUAAAAACUCAUUACCACCUCUAGCAGUAAAAGUAAUACCUGAUCUCUUCCAAAUGGAGUUGCUGCCUAGCGACCUGCCCACUCCAAAGUCUUUCAUGUUUUUUUAUUUCAUGUCUUAGGGCGGAUCUUCAAUCUUAGAGUUCUGGACCUAAAGAACCUAAAGGGUUUUACACAGCACAGCUCAGCAUUCUCCCAUCCUGUAUCAAGACUCUGGGUUCCAGUGGGCAUGGGGAACUGCGGGUCUCACACAGCCCCUAGAACUGGAGAAGAUGGAACUUCUGACCCUGAACCAUAGAGCCCCCUUCAUCUCAUCACCAGAACCUCAAAAAAGUCUUGCAAAUAAAA